Molecule: messenger RNA, 3667 nt
Organism: Porites lobata
Lineage: Eukaryota; Metazoa; Cnidaria; Anthozoa; Scleractinia; Poritidae
Source: the annotation of a GenBank genome assembly
AUGCUGAAAAGCAAUUCAAUACCGAUGCUUCUUGUUGGUCUACAUUCUGUGACUUGUGACUCAAGUUACCCAGAACACCUCGCAAACUCGGUAAGCAAUACCGAUACCACUUUGCGCGCUCGGUUGAGGAAAUCGAGAUUGCUUUCCCCUCCACAACAUCUAUUUACAUAUUUUCUCUUUUCACACGGGGCCUUUUGGAUUGCCUCCUCGGGUUUUGGCCCAAAGGCCAUAACCCUGCGGGCACAAUUUAUUUCCAUAAAUUUACGUCCUCACGUUUUUCGCCGCUACCUGCACUUCCAAACAUUUACCGUCACUCAUAUGCACUUGCCUUAAAAAAUUGCGGACCUUUAGACUGCUUUACUAAAAGUACAGAACUACAUUUUUCUCAGUAUGGACAAGCAGGAAGUCACUUUGCUUGUCUUGUUAGACCUCUCUGCCGCGUUCCACAGUGUAGACCACUCUAUCUUGGCUAAUCUACUCGAAAGCGACUUUGGCAUUAGUGACUGUGCUCUCUCUUGGAUUAAAUCGUUCAUGCACGGGAGGAAGCAACUUGUAACCAUCGAACAGGAACAAUCACGAGGAAGCUGCUUAGGAGCUUCAUUAUUCAUAAUGUACACUUCUAGGUUGUUUCACGUGAUAGAAAAGCACCUGCCGUCGGUGAAAGUCUUCACAGACUACACGCAGCUCUAUCUUUCGUUUCGUCCUACGUCUUCAGUCUCUCAAGAACAAGCCAUUUGAGCUAUGGAGGAAUGCAUUGUUGAUGUCCGUGCCCCAUGGGAUGUGUCAUAACAUGCUGAAGCUUAACGACAGCAAAACGGAACUUCUGAUCAUCGUUUCACGUCAGGAACUCGUCAAAAUAAAUGUUAACUCUGUACAAGUUGGCACUUUCGAGAUUGUAUUAGCCUCGUCUGUUCGCAGUCUCGGGGCGUGGUUUGAUAAGAAUACGUGAGUGCAUGCGCACACUGGGAAGGUCUGUAGUAAGGCCUUCUUCGGACUUAACAAGAUCAGGCAAAUAAGGAAAUUUAUAUUGGAUGAUGCCACCAAAACACUGGUUCAUGCAUUCGUCACGUCUCACGUCGACUAUUGCAACUCCCUGCUUUAUGGACUGUCACAGUACCAACUUAACCGUUUACAGCGUGCCCUUAAUGCCGUAGCGCGCGUCACCUGCCAUCUCUCAAAGUAUUCUCAUAUCACCCCUGCGUUGCUCCAACUCCACUGGCUUCUUGUUGCCUCGCGGAUCAGAUUUAAGAUCGUGCUGUUGGUUUACAAAGCGCUUAAAGGCUCCUCUCCAUCUUACACAACUGAGCUGCGACACAUCAAGCCUCCGAGUCGCCACGCAUUGCGUAACGACGAUCAACACCUCCUCUUGGUCCAACGAACUAAAUGGAAAAGUCUGCCACUAGCAAUUCGUAAUUCAGCAAACGUAGAUUCCUUUUCAAAGUGAAUUUGAAACUUUUUUUAUUUAGGCAAGCAUAUGAACAUUUUUAAUAGUUUUUGAAUUUUUAGUUCUGAUCUAUACAAACAAGCCAGGUUAUUCUACUUUUAUUUAAAUUAUAUGAUAUUUUUAAAGCGCAUUAGAAUAUUGUUAUAACUUAUAGCGCUAUAUAAGUUCAUUAAUUAAGUUAAGUUGAGUUAAGUUAUGUCGGAAGACGACUACGAGUAAGAAAUUUUCGUUCUGAGCACGCGCAAAUUGUUUAAAUGUGCAAAAAAAUUGUCCCUUAGUCUUAGAUUACGAUUACAGUUUUGCUACAAAAAAGCUGUAACCUUAUUAAUUAUUGAUUACCCUCUCAUAUGCCUGUGUCUUGUUGUUUGGCUACAGUACUCAUGUGCCCGUCUCUCAGUGUUUACAUGUGUCUCAGUGUUUUUAAACACUUAUCAUCUUUUAGGUUUGAGUCCUUUUUGCUAUAUCUGGGUUGCACUGUUACUAUCAGCUAAAUUCACGAUUCAUUUACUGCUCACGUGCCUGACAUGCGCUGUUGUUUUGUCCGCAGAAUGCCCUUGUUUUUGUCUGUUACAAAUUUAAAUGCUUCGGCGACGCCAUAAUUUCGAAAGAAAAUUGUCUUUUUAUAUGCAAGAAUUGUGCAGAAUUGUAUUGUGCAGCCAACUUACCGUAAAUCCUCCUAUUAAACCCCCCCUUGAGAGGGGGCUUAUUUAAUUUCGCGAAACGCAUUACCGGACUUGAAUUACGGUUCCCUUCUUCGUGUUUUGGACCAGAGCAAUCACUGUCUAUGGAGAUUUGGAUGAUACAAGGUAUUUGCAACAUUUUUAUUCAAUUGCGGGAACCAAACCCGAACUUCCAGCACGUGAAUAAACCAUUUAAGCAAUAGAGGACGUCUUCCGUGUUUCUCCCAACUUCCCCGAGUGUUUAAAUGAGGCUAUGGAAACACGGAAAAAAGUCCUCUUUGCUUUUAUAAAAUAUUUCUCAAAGAUAAUUCGACAAAUGAAGGAAGCAAAUGAACGAAAAUUCUUGAUUUAAACCGAUUUUCUUGAUACACACUCAUAUUUCCUACCAGCCAAUCAAAACGCGCGUCUGACGGCUUAUAACCAAUCAAAAUUAGUUUGAUGUCACAGCCGUGUUUCCAUACUCUUAUCUUAACACGGCUAUUGACCAAUGAGAGUGCACGUACUAUCCUAAUUAGUUUAUAAACCGGAUCAGUCCACAUGAAGUGUUGCUGUCGUGAUUAAUAGGCAUGCCUGCUAAGUACAUGAAUUUAUUUUUCCAGAAACAAAAAGAUGCAGCUUAAAAUAUACUACCACGCCGAUUUUCGUAAGUUUAUCGUUUUAAACUGGUGUUUUUACAGUUGAAAGAAAGUAUAAGGAUUUGUGUGGGAAAAGGGCGCUUUGCCCUCCACUCACGCUUCAAUGAUGUUCAUACAAAUCCUUGUAUUUUCCCAAGUUUUCAGAUCGCUUUUAAUUUUUUCUUCGCUGAUUGACAGUCUGAAAAUUUCCACCCUUGCACAUUUAUUCUCGCUUAUUUGACCUUUGGUAAGAGUAGGAAUCUUAACUCUGUUUUUGCCGCUUAAUUAUGGAAAAUUCCAGUGGAGGACGAAAGCUUUUCGUUCGUAAAGUAAAGUAUGGAAAUUUCGAGUGUGGGUUAAAUGAUUAUAAGAUCUCUACCUUAGUGGUAUUUCUCUGAAAAUGUGUGUUCUGGCUAAGUCAAACACAGUCUUUCCAUUCCUGGAAUUUAUAAAGCCCGAGUCACGUCACUAAUUGUUGCAAAAGGCCUAUUAAUGCAGUCUAUUAUUUAUUGAUUUGGUUAUGACGGACAAGGUUGGAGGGAAGGGGGCGGGUUUAAAAACUUUCUUCUUCUGAAAAGGAGGGGCUCAUUAUCUAAAUGCGAUGAACUUUCUAACUUUCAUUUAAAGCAAAUCAAAUAUUGGUUGUUCCAUGAGUGGGAAAACCCAAAGUAGUGGGGAAAAUUUGUCAGAGCAGACAAGAAAAGCAAGCUCAACCCGCGGCCGAAUUUGACGUUGUGCGCGCCCCUCCGACACCCCCACCCCAGAUGCUGGGACUCAUGGUUUGGUAUAGGGCAUAUGUUUCAACAACUUGCCAACCCAUCUCCCCUUGUGAUUAUGAUGACAACGAGGGUGACAACAGAAGCGACGAUGAAGGUAGAAUACAAGCAGUUCCUCUUUUGCCGCUUAGUCGAGCUCAAGGAGAAAGAUGA